This is a messenger RNA of Ceratina calcarata, 7247 nucleotides long. Its product is annotated as protein pangolin, isoforms A/H/I/S. The record is from RefSeq and is a predicted model, not a curated record. NCBI's taxonomy places the organism in Eukaryota, Metazoa, Arthropoda, Insecta, Hymenoptera, Apidae. The coding region runs from base 109 to 3420 and encodes 1103 amino acids. The transcript is spliced from 10 exons. Gene Ontology annotation, biological process: regulation of transcription by RNA polymerase II; canonical Wnt signaling pathway. Gene Ontology annotation, cellular component: beta-catenin-TCF complex; chromatin. Gene Ontology annotation, molecular function: RNA polymerase II cis-regulatory region sequence-specific DNA binding; DNA-binding transcription factor activity, RNA polymerase II-specific.
AGCCGGCACGCCGUGGAUGAGCGGACGCGCGCGCGCGAACGCUCGCCGAAUCCUGCGGAAUCCUCGCCAGGAUCGCCUGGCAAGGAGAUUCCCUGAACGUCGUCGACGAUGUCGCCCCGUGGCACCAAGUGCACGCGUCUGAACGCGAGGCCAAACGGCAAGAAGUUCAGCCGCGGCUCGAGUCAUCGUCAUCAUCACGAUCGUCAGCCGGACCAACAGCACGGACAGACAGAGGCCGUGGCCAGAGAAGAGACAGCGGAUGUCGAGGAAAGGAGCACAAGAAAUGACGAAUCGGUCAACGGAAGCAGCACGACGGCGACGACGACGAGCAGCAGGACGAGUAAGUCCGUGGUAGCGGCGGCGCGCGAGGGUGGUCGAUCGUCGUGGCGCAUGCGCCAACCCCUGGAGAGCGGCCUCGAGCCCCGUGAAAACGGAAUCCCGGUGCAGCGAUGGCCGCCGACCAGCGAGCAGCGACGCUGCGAUCAGAAUCGACCGGAAACGGAACCCAGCCACGGAGAUGCGUCCUCGUCCAGCUCGCUCUCCUCGCCGGCGUUGUCCGCCUACACGGAUGCCUCCUCUGCAAGAUCGACUUCACCGCCGUCGAGCGUCUCGUCCCCGGCGUGUUCGAUCUCCUCCGUCUGCACCGGCUUCCGCAAGGAGAAUGAUCACGAGGAGAACGCCCGAGCGAGAGGCGGCGAUCAGGACAGGAUCAGGAAACGGAAACAGGAGCGACAGUGUUCCAGAGUAUGCGGCGCCAAGGACGACGCGAUAACGGACAAAUCUGCGACCACCUCGAUGUCCACCAGCGUUCCCACCUCCUCGCCGUUCUCGUCCUCCGUCUCCACGACUUCCGACAGGCCCGCCGAGCAGCCGGCGCAUCUUCGUUACCCGCCCGUACCCCACACCACGGUCAUCGAAAGCCUGAGGAACGCUUUGGAGAGCUACGACCGUAGCAGGAUCUACCUCGCACAUGUGGCGUUCCUAGAUUGGCGGGAUUUGCCGGGACGACGCCGCGCCGCCACGGGCAACGACGAGAAGGUGUGGGUGGUGGGGGCUGCGGAUCACGAGGGUCAUCACAGGACCCGAUUACUCGUCACGGGCCGCCACUGGCUACCACGUUGCCUCAGGAGAGUGAACAUGCUGAGCCAACCGGUGAUCUACGCUGGCGGUGGCAGGGGUUCCCUGACGGUCGACUUGUUCCUUUGGUGGUUUCAUCGAGAAUUCGCAGUGACCGCGAUGGCCAUGCACCCCGACGGUGCCAUCCUAGUCGCGGAGAGCGCUGAGUACUUGCCGCCGGAAGCUGACUGCGUAGCUGCCGACGGAUUGGUCAGGCUGUUCGUGGUACCGAAAGAUUGCCUGGAGACAGGGAUCGUCAUCAGAGAGCUGAGAGUGAGACUGGCAACGGGAAUCCUCUCCAGAGCCUGUUACGACGUUUAUAAGAGAGUCUCGAACAAGGAGACCAAUCGCCUGCACACGUAUCUGAAGAGAUUCACUCUGAAAGAAGCGUUCGCCGAUCUUCACCGAGCCUGGCUCAGCAUCAGAUCCGACACGUUCGCCAGGAGCUGGAUCCUUCCUCGCGAUCGCGACGAAUCCUCGAUCGACUGCUCGACGACCCACGCCGGUCCCAGCUUGUCCUCUCGCGCGCACAUCGAUCAGGACGACGAUAGAUUGCUCCUGAUAGAGCUGCAGAACGUGGCCAGAGAAAUGGGUUUGGAGGUCAACGACGAGGAGCUGAGCAAGUGGAUCCUCGAGCAAGGAAACGAGGCGUCGACGCGGCGCGUCGGGAGGAAUGAGCUCGAUGAGGAUCAUUGCCGCGUGAAGAUCGAGGCGGAGGAGAAGUGGGCCGAUUACGAGGUAGGGAAGCAACAAGGGACCGACGCGGAGGACGAUGAGGACGAGGACGAAGAGAACGAGGACGAGCCCACCGCGGAAGAGACUGUCGGUCUACUGUCGAGGGUGCUGACUUGGAUGGAAAGGGAGCCCUUCGAUCCAGGACUGUUACUCACCGUCAGAUCGAUGCGCGAUAUCGCCGCACUCAUGGCGAGCAAGAUGGGCCUGGCGGGGACGCAUCCGAGCGGGUUGCCGUUCUUCUGUCCCAACGGGGACCACCUGACUCAACCACCGCCUGCUCAUAUGGGAAUCCCACCGUACGGAACGCUGGACGCAGGCAAAGCAGCCGCGGCAGCAGGUCUGACGAGAGCACCGAUGUACCCGUUCUCCACGGGUCAAUACCCAUACCCCAUGCUCAGCCCGGAAAUGACGCAAGUCGCCGCUUCCUGGCACACACCGAGCAUGUACCCCAUUUCCCCGGCAAGCACUGGUUUCCGAAGUCCGUAUCCCACGAGUUUACCCAUAACAAGUUCUAGUUUACCAAGUGAUCUCUACCGGUUUUCACCAACGGGUCUGAUGCCCCCGCACCCCGGACUAAGUCCGCACGCACACGCGCUGGCGUCCCACGCACUGGUGUCCUCGGCGCCGAAGACGGAUCAUUCCACCCUGGAUCAUAAUCACAGGUCUUCGGUAGAGCAGAAGAACUCGUCGUCGUUACCGGCGGACAACGCGAAGUCGCAAGACACAGGGCAGCAGAACAAUCAAGAUAAAAAGAAACCCCAUAUAAAAAAGCCUUUGAACGCGUUCAUGCUGUACAUGAAGGAGAUGAGGGCGAAGGUCGUCGCGGAGUGUACCUUAAAAGAGAGCGCCGCGAUCAACCAAAUAUUGGGAAGACGAUGGCACUCGCUAAGCCGGGAGGAGCAGGCGCGGUAUUAUGAGGCGGCCAGGCAGGAACGCCAUCUCCAUCAGCAACGAUACCCCGGCUGGAGUGCCAGGGAUAACUACGGAUACGGCAGCAAGAAGAAGAAGAGGAAGAAAGAACGGUCCGCAGAUCCCACCGGAGGUAACAACAUGAAGAAGUGCCGCGCCAGGUACGGAUUAGACCAGCAAAGCCAGUGGUGCAAGCCGUGCAGACGUAAGAAGAAAUGUAUCAGAUACAUGGGGGAGGGAGGAGACGGCGACGGCGAAGCGGACGGCGAAGGCGAAGACGAUCACUCGGAGGACAACCUCGGCAGCGUGGGGGAGGCAGGCACUCCCGAGGACGACGAGUCCCUGAGCAGUCCCGGGGGUUUAUCCGCGUUGUCUAGUCUGGCCAGCCCGUCACUGGUUUUACCGUCGCCCUCGAGCCUGGCCAGUCCCUGUCCUUGUCCCGUGACGCCGCCGGUGCCGCCACCGCCUCUUACGAAUCCUGGCAGCCAGCCGCACAAUCAGCCGGUGCAGCAGCCGCCCCCGCAUCGCAAUCCGGUCGGCACCAACCCCCAUGACAUCAACAAUCCUCUUAGCGUGAACCAACUGACCGGACAGUGUAUAAAGAGUGAAGUGGUGUCCGCGCCCUCGGGCACGUCCAACCCGGCGAUCAGCGUCACGUAGCCCCGGCCGGAACCACGUGACAAGGCUGUCGCCGGCGCCGAGCGUGCCGUCGACAGGGUCCGUGUUGAACGUGUUGAACAGACCAGGUGCCGGACGAUGCUGGGAACGAUAAUAAUGAUUAUCGCGAUCGAGGCGAUGGCGGUGGGAUGCUGGCUAUCGUUCUUCCUUCUCAGAAAGGAGGUCCGCGCUCGGGCCGUGGGUCCGAGCCUGGGCGGACCGAGGUGGCUGGUAGAGGCAGGAAGCUGAGAGGGUCGGGUGAUCGUCUCCAGCUUCGGAAUAUUCGUCGCCAGGACGAAAAUACGCCCGGAGCAGUAAGAAGUGGGUAAAAUGAAUCGGACGUUGUAUACGCGUAGCGAACGUGAAUAAAGUGUCGACGGACUGAUAUCGAACAAAACGAACGAGAGAUAAGAAUACGAUGCAGAAAUACUCAGGACCAAGUGUCUGGCUGUAGUCACCCACUCGAGAGAGCGUGUCGGAGAGACAGGCGAGCGAACGAUCGCGCGAGCGUGUGUGUGUGUGCGCGCGCGUGCGGUAUCCGUGAAAGAGAGAGAAUCGGGUGAAUGAGAAGAGAGUUACGCCGGGGUGGCGGUGAUACAAGUGCGCGUGACACAGCUCGUAGUCCUUGUUACGUUGUGAUGCCAAUGACUGAGAGGUCAUGUUCCUGUGCCAGGUACUAUAUUCUAUAAAAUAAUUAUACCGCAGACGUAUGACUAAAGAUAAAAGAACAAGAACGAGGAGAUCUAGGACGUGUGAGUGAAUGCGUGAGGCACGUAAGACGGUGUGAAUGCGCGACGAAUGGGUAACGAAGGAGGCAGGGCAAGAGCGGAGCAAGAGGAUGAUCAGCGAUGAUCAAGGUGAGUGCGUUACUCGUUUCAUUCGACCUCAUGGUGUCAAAUACCUACGUAUUCUUCUGUAUGUAAUUUGUUAUUUUUUUUAAAAGUCUAUACACUCACGUCGUGCGAUUGAUUAGCGUGUAAGGCCUCUUUUCUUUUCUCUUUUUUUUUUUUUUUACCGCGGAACCGGUCAUUUUUAUAUCGUCUUUUUUUUUAUUUCGGACAAGAAUCUGUACCGGAUAGAUCUCCAUUGCAUGCCGAUGACGAGCUCUAUAUAAAUCUCAGGUAUCUUAUUCGAGCUCCGUCGCGAGCGAACGAUUUCAUCCGUAGUAUCAGAAAUAACGAAGGGGCGACGGGGAGUCAAUGCGCGUCACAUCGCGCCAUCGAGCUUGCAUCGACCAAGACAAUAACCGCGAGACUGUUCUGGCGAUCGAUCGCGCGAUCCAGAGCUUCCAUUUAGAACGUGUGCGACUUAAGCGUUUUGGGCCCCUGUCUCUCCUCUCCCGGCGAUCGUUCGCGACCGAGGCCGAGCGGAGGCAAACUCGUUGCAUUUAUUUAAAACAUCGUUGCUUCUUCGCGUCGAACCCCUGCUCUAAACUCUCUUCUCCUCGUGCCUUUUGCAUUUCGUUUCUCUGCCUCCCCGGGGGACGGGAGAACUGAUCGAGCUUAAUUCUUUGCGACUCGUCGAGGAAACCUAGCGAAUCGUAAACGGUUAAGCUUAAAUUGCUUUGUUUUUGUCUAUUGUAACGCGUUGUUUUGUCAUUGAUCGAGCGGCAAUAUCGUUGUUGUUGUGUAGCGUGACGAUUAAAGGAAUGUUUUAGCUAUUGUCUCUUUUAAUCGCGUUUACGUUCUCCUAGAAAUGUUGUUACUGCGAAGAUCGUAUGCAUCUUUUAUUUUGUUUUUCUUUUUAAUUGUGAACGAAAUUCGCACGAGGGAAGAGAUCGAUCGUUACAGAAACUGAAUAACGAGUCCCUCGGUCACGUUUCCUUAAUAGCGAGCUCGCGUUUUAAAUCCUCGGCCCGACCCCUCCUGAAAGAAACCUUAGACGAAAUGAGAAAACCCGUCGGAGGGAAAACGAGUUCGAGGAAUAAAGCGAUCAGCGAGGGAAGCCGCGCAGCCUCUGUGUCGGAUAUUGUUUUUCUUCUCGUGCGUUUUCAUUUGCGGAGCAGCUCUUGUGUACAUAAGUAGUAGAGAUACGUUUUAUUAAGGUGCAUUUGUUGCGUCGAAUGGGAAAGUGCAAUGGAGGAUUAAAGACAAGAGGCGCGUUACGUGUCCCGAAGAGAGGACGCAGGAGAAAUGAGAGGGAACGAGAGCGUGUGCGUGUGCUUGAGCAAUGCGAGAGGAAGCAUUGAACAAAUCACUUUCCUCCCCUCCCCCUCCCCUACUUCUUUCCCGAACACGUCUUUUUCUCUUUUUCUUUUUAUAAUUAUCAUCGUAAUUGUUACUUUUCACGUUUCUCCUCUCGACGACCCGACCGAAGCGACCACACGGUGUCUGUACAGCGAGAACGUUAAGAUUAAACCAUUGUAAUACGCGUCGACCGAACAAUCGAAUAUACUUGAACGUGCCAUAACGACAUCAUGCCAAUAUUAUCGAUAAUACAUAUUUUUUACGUUUCCGUACGAGAUUCUGUCAGUCGCAUUCGAAAGUCCCGUUACCGACGAGUCUGCGCCUCCACCGGUUCUUUUACCUCGGCCACCGGGUUCCCCUCUCAUGUCAGUGCCUCGUUCUCUCUCGAUCAGGCAGACACAGAUUUCAACGUUCUCGACGACAGUUCUUUACAAAUAAACGACGAAUCGUCGACUAUCUCGACUCUCUAUCGUAAAUAUAUAAGACGAACGUGACGAAAUUCACCGAGGAAGUAAAUGACGAUGCCUGACGAGGAGAGGGCGAGGCGAAAGACGAGCAAGUACGGACAAGGACGACUAGCGGUUCACGGAAACAAGGAGGACUACCGAUUGUACUGACAGACGUUAGCCAGAAAGAAGGAAAUAAUAAAAAAAAAAGACUCGUAAAACCGUGCGAUAUAUUAUUCCGCGUAUGUUGCGUGCGUGCGUUAGACGUGAGCGUGUGUUUGAAGACGACGACCUGUAUGCAGACCGAGUUGCGAGGGCAGCGAUCGCAAAGAACGAUGGAACGAGCAUUUAAUAAACGCAUUUAGAAAAACCCGAUCAUCCCGACGUUCCGAUCGCUCGACGGUUCGUUCAUCGACUCUGUAUACGUUCUUCUCUGGUGAUACUAUAAUAAACGGUCUUUCACAAAAAAGAAAUCCAUGAAUGCGCUGUGGUCCAAGAUCGAUCUUGUUCAUGGUAAAAAAAGAUAAAAAAAAAAGAAAUGACGGAUACUUAGGGCGAGAAGCGUUGGGGAUGACGGGCCGAGUUCGAUCGUUCGUUUAGAUCCGUUCUGCUCGCGGAACUCGGCGUUCAAUUCACUUUACGAGGAACGAGACGAUGUCACGAGGGUCCGUCGGGGACGAGGAAGCUGUUCUCGCGUUACGUUUCGAAACGAGGGAGAAAACGGUUGGUUCUCGGGACUUGUUGCGAUCAAGGGUGAGCGGAGUAGCUUCCGGAAUCAGUUUGAAACACGGCCUAGAGACCGCGCGAGAAAUCGUGAGAGUGCAUACACUCGGGAACGCCCUGGCCGUGGCCGAUUUCGAAUCCGAUCUUUUUUCUCUUUACCAAGGGGAAGAUUUAAAACAAUGAAUAGAAAAAAGAACAGAGUUCCGCGGCGCGCGGUUAGGCUCGUCUCGCUUCAAGGAGUGCUUGUAACAUAUUGUAAAGUAUCACCGACAGUUCUCAGCUGCGUUGUACAGUGUUUUCUAAGUAUCUAGUUUAUAUAGAGUGUAAUUGAAAGAGGAUACAUUGUAUUUACACUAAAUAAGUGAUCUGUAUCAAAUUCAUUCUCGUAUAGCCUGUACUCCUACUCAUUGUAGAUGCUAAAAGUGAUUUGUGUCAUAAAGAAACUUAUAAAUAAAAUUAGCAAUUUGAGAAUGUU